UAUGGAUAUCAGAGACAAAAAGCAUUUCAGCCCUGCAGUUUUGAUUAACAAUUUCAGAAUAGCCGUGAAUGGGUUUCAAAAAUUGGUUGAAGAGACAGCACUCCAGAAAAAAGGUGAAAGAGCAGGCUUGUUUUUCCCAAAAGAAGAUGUCAUUGACUAUAACAAGUUUUAUUCAUCGGUUCAAGAACUCUUUGGUUCAGAAGUGAAGACUCAAGAUGUGAAAUGCUUUUAUAGGAAACUGUGCAACAACCCUGAUGCAUCUAUAGACUGGUGUGAGAUCUUUGGAUACUUCUCUGAAGAUGAUGCUCUUACUUCCCACAUGGAUGAAGAAAAUUUGGUUUUCCUUGUGUCUAGAAAACAGCGAAUUAUUAUUUCAGGUAGUAGAAGACGGGAUGUGAUCAAGUGCAUUGUCAAGGUUCCUCAAUUGGAUUUAUUAAUAACUGCUUCACAGAAAGGCCUAAUAACUAUCUUUAACAGCCAGAUGAGAGUUCAGACCAGCACCAGUGUUACAGAUACUUCCUGGAUUACAGGAUGCGAUUACCUCUCCCAGCUGAAACGAAUUGUUGCCACUUCAGAAAGGACUAUCAUUGUCUGGGAUUAUAAAGCUCAAGGGAACAGCCAGGAGAACUACUAUGUCAUAAAGCCCAUGGAUCACUGCCUUCUGUGUGUGUGUGUGGCAUCUCUGCCUGACCAGCUCUGCCGGGAUGACAUCCUUCUGGGAGAUGAUGGUGGUUUUGUGAACAGAUUCACAAUUAACAGUGAUGACUUUGGACUAAAGCAGGCAAAAACCAAAAAGAAUUUACAAACUCAGGUCUUGGACUCAAAGAACUUUAAAAGUGUUAAAAGGAAGCUACAUAAUGACUGGGUUAUGAAAAUUAGAUAUAUCCCAUCCCUAAAUUGCUUUGGAUCCUGCUCCUUAGACAGUGUUCAUUCAUUAGUUUUGGAAUCCUUGAAGAGACUUGAGGACAAUUUGCCUGUCAGAGAGUUUGCUAUGCCAAGAGGAGCAAAUACAUUUUGCUACUGUGUAAAAGCAAAUGUGGUUGUCACUGGAGGAGAUGAUAAAGUCCUCCGGUUGUGGCACCCCAAUAUCAGCACCAAGCCCGUGGGGAAACUGGUGGGACACAUGUUCAGCAUCACCGAGAUGGUAACCAAUGAGAAAGAGCAACACCUCAUCAGCCUUUCUUCUGCAAAGGUUUUCAGGGUGUGGGAUAUACAGACUCUCUCCCUGUUACAAGUCUUCCAUGACAGCCAGGGAGGACCAGGAGACAUGCAGAUUUAUUCUAUGAUAUAUGAUACCAAUCAUGGCAUGCUUAUUGCAGGAUCAAGUGUUAUAGAUAUGUAUCCUUUAACUAAGAUGAUACAGGAUACAAAACAGGUUCCUCACACUCAUGAUCGAGAAAUCAACGUCAUACUUUAUAACACAUAUUUUGCCCAAGUACUCACUAUCUGUUCUGAAUCCAUAAUUAAGGUAUGGGAACUUGAGACAGGCCUCCAAAUAUACCAGAUUCUAGACCCUCAUGGCUUCAGUAUUGAAGUGACUUCGGCAGCUGUUGACGAAAGUGGAUAUUUUUUUGCCACAGGAGCAUAUAAUGGGACAGUUAAAAUCUGGGACUUCGGCAGUGGGCAAGAGAUGAAAGCGUUGCCAGAAGGGAAAGACUGGAAAGAGGAAAAGCAUUGGCUGAAACGCCUGAUUUUUCUCAAAACUCAGGAAAAACGCCAGUACUUGAUCCUUGCCUUGGAGCUCAGUGGAACUAUCAAAAUGAUCCAGGGUAGGGAAGAUGAUGCUUUCCUUGUGGUGAUAUGGGAGCUACCUGAUCCUAUGCCUCACCUACAUGAUGGAAACCACAUUAUACAUCUGAAGACCUUAUCUAAAAAUAGAAACAUGGAUAUUCCUUUCCCAGAUGUUGAGUUAGUUGUUCAGAGAAAAUUUUCUCAACAUACUAAAAAUCCUGCUAUCAAUACUGAGGUGAGCUGCAUGGAUUUAUUACAAAGAGAAGGAUAUAAUUUGAUAGUUACUGGAGCCUUAAAUGGUAUAAUCAUCCUAUGGAAUUUUGUAGCAUCUACUGUCAAAGAAGUGUAUCGACCUGAAGGUUGUUUCAAUGUGGACCCUGACUUGGAUCCCAAGCGCUUUAGGAUUAAUGACAUACUGUUCCUCUUUCGUACUCCUGAAUGUGCAAGGAAAUCAAGCCAGGAUUCCAUAUGCUCUUCAUCCCAGUGUGAGUCUAGCAAGGGUCCACAGAGUAGCAAGGGAAGCAAGCAAAGCAUACACGAUGGUGAGUUGAAAGGUGAGAAAACAAAUGUGGAGAGAGAGCAACUGUCAGUGGACAAAAACCAACCUGGAUCUGCCAAUUUAACACAAGUUCAGCCUCCUAUCCUUGUUACUGCUCAUGAGGAUGGACACCUCCGCUUAUGGACUAUGGAGGGGAAACUACUGAAAGACAUACUCCCUUUCACAAAACAUUCAGCCAUUUCUCUGACAUCGCUGUAUGCUGAUUCAUGUUCCAGGGUUCUAUUAGCUGGAAAUGUGGAAGGACAUGUUAUCCUUUGCAGUAUUAGUUCCUUCCUGGACCCACCUCAUGAUGAAAAGAAAUUCAGGCAGCUCCUCUCCUGGCGGGCUCAUUCUUUAGAAAUUGUUCAAGUGAUCUAUGUGGAAGACAAGCAAGUGGUGCUUACUGCUUCCGUUGAUGGCUCAAUAAGGCUCUGGCAUGCCCUCAAUGGUCAUUAUUGUGGAUAUUUUGGACAGAGAAGAUUCUUUGAAUUAUCCCAAACCAGUGAUUUCAUUUUGCCUUGUGAUGUUACUGAAGCUCCCAUAGAAAUAAAAGAAGAAAGCAAGUUGGCAGACAAGAGGAAAAAAUAUGAAUAUCCUCUAAUAUUUGACCGGGAAAGAUGGAGAAAGAUGAGCUCAAUGUCAUUACUUUUCAAACGCACACCUCCCAAGCCCUUUGAAGUGGAACAGGAUUUUAAGUUUUUCAAGGCUCUUUCUUCUCCAAAGAUUCGCAGACAUGCCUUAGAAGGUUUCAUGACUGAGAACAGAGAGGCCGGGAUUGGUUUUGGUUCUCUUCCUAUAUACAGGGUAACAAGCCCCACUAGUUUAAGAUUCCUUCCACUCAUUGGUUCAGAAGCACAAAAGGAAUCCUCAGAUGGAAAGAAGGGAAUUCAUGUUCAACAUGAAAAAGGAGGACGGAAGAGAAGUUUGAAAAAAAAUUUAGUGCCACAAAUCAAUCUGGCUUCUUCCUUCUUCCCAGCCAUUACCAAGUAA
Marmota monax (woodchuck) is the source of this 3259-nucleotide messenger RNA. RefSeq names its product WD repeat domain 64 (gene Wdr64). Lineage: Eukaryota; Metazoa; Chordata; Mammalia; Rodentia; Sciuridae. The record is from RefSeq and is a predicted model, not a curated record. The transcript has 28 exons. Gene Ontology annotation, molecular function: protein binding. The coding region runs from base 2 to 3259 and encodes 1085 amino acids.